This is a messenger RNA of Vanrija pseudolonga, 1269 nucleotides long. Its product is annotated as putative protein in proB 3'region. The record is from RefSeq and is a predicted model, not a curated record. NCBI's taxonomy places the organism in Eukaryota, Fungi, Basidiomycota, Tremellomycetes, Trichosporonales, Trichosporonaceae. The coding region runs from base 77 to 1261 and encodes 394 amino acids. The transcript is spliced from 4 exons. Gene Ontology annotation, molecular function: NAD binding.
AUCUCAUCUCAACUACCUUGCAAUCACUCACCUCACUCACACUCACUCACUCUCUAACCCCCCACCCUUCAGCACCAUGGCGCCCGCCGUCGACCCGAACAUGAUCCGCCCGCCUCCGCGCUCACUGGCGCCGGCGCCGCCCGGCCUGCUGCCCCCGCCGCCGGACAAGGCGCUCACCAAGCCGCUGACGGUGCUAUGCACGGUCGGCGUGUCAGCCGAGUGCGAGGAGCGGCUGCGCGACGCGUUCGGCACGUUCCACUACUACGCCGAGGGGGAGGAGAUCCCGGCCGACAUCCUGCCCUCCAUCGACGUCAUGUUCAACACCUGGACCGGCCCGCCCGGCGUCGUGAGCGACUUUGCGCAGACCCCGCGCCUGAAGCAUGUCCAGCUGUGCUCCUCGGGCGCGGACAAGGCGAUGGCGAGCGCGCCGUUCCAGAAACUCGUGCGCGACGGCGGCAAGGUCGCGGGCGUCGAGCGUAAUGUUACCCUCGCGAACGCGAGCGGAACACAUGUGCUCACCAUCCCGAACUGGGUCGUGGGGAUGCUCGUCAACGUGUACCACCAGGUGCCCCGCCAGAUCAUGAUUGCGAGGAAUGAGCAGCGCUGGGCCCUCCGGCCAGAGAUCGACGCCGGCGGGGGACAGUACUACGCGCGCGUGACGCACGGCCGUAUGGCCGGCAUGCUGGGCUACGGCCAGCUCGGGCGCGAGUCGGCUCGCUUGCUGAAAGCGAUGGGCAUGCGCAUCGUCGCCGCCAACACGUCGGGCAAGGCGACGCCGCAGGACGGGUAUGUGAUCCCCGGCACUGGCGACGCCGACGGCUCCAUCCCAGAGGCGUACUACUCUACCAAGGACGCCGCGCAGACCCGCGAGUUCUUGAGCCGGUGCGACGUACUCGUUGCGAGCUUGCCCAACACGCCGCAGACGGCUGGGUGGCUCGACGAGGAGAAGCUGGGGCACUUGCCCCCGAACGCCGUGUUCCUCAACGUCGGCCGCGGGAGCCUCGUCAAGUCGGAACACCUCCUCGCCGCGCUCGACCGCCCGAGCGGCCUCUUCGGCGCCGCGAUCGACGUGACCGACCCCGAGCCCCUGCCUGACGGGCACCCGCUGUACACCCACCCGCGGGUCAUCGUCACGCCCCACCUGUCAGGCGACACGGAGGGCGAGAUGGACAUUGCGGCGGAUGUGUUCUUGCGCAACUGCGCGCGCGUGGCCGAGGGCAAGGAGGUCAUCAACCGCGUGCACUUUGAGCGGGGGUACUAGGAGGGGAC